Messenger RNA from Raphanus sativus (radish), 991 nucleotides. Its product is annotated as ras-related protein RABE1c. The transcript has 9 exons. Gene Ontology annotation, molecular function: GTP binding; GTPase activity. Gene Ontology annotation, cellular component: plasma membrane. Gene Ontology annotation, biological process: protein secretion; regulation of exocytosis. Lineage: Eukaryota; Viridiplantae; Streptophyta; Magnoliopsida; Brassicales; Brassicaceae. The record is from RefSeq and is a predicted model, not a curated record. Bases 194 to 844 code for a protein of 216 amino acids.
GAAUCCUUUUCCUCUCUUUCUGUGCACUUCUCUAUUCGGUUACAGUGGUAACCUGCGCGUGGUAUUCUAUCAUGCACGCAAAGCAGAGACAAAAGUAAAGAAGAAGAAGAAGAAGAAGCAGCAGGGAAGCUAAAUCGGGAGUGGCGCAUUGCAGCAGUCCGAUUACAUCGGUGUCAUCUCUUCUUCCGAAUCGAUGGCUGCACCACCGGCUAGGGCCAGAGCCGAUUACGAUUAUCUCAUAAAGCUUCUUUUGAUUGGAGAUAGCGGUGUGGGUAAAAGUUGCCUCCUCCUACGUUUCUCCGAUGGCUCCUUCACCACUAGCUUCAUUACCACCAUUGGCAUUGACUUUAAGAUACGAACCAUUGAGCUUGAUGACAAACGUAUCAAGCUCCAGAUUUGGGACACUGCUGGUCAAGAACGCUUCCGCACCAUCACUACUGCUUAUUACCGUGGGGCAAUGGGCAUUUUGCUAGUGUAUGAUGUCACUGAUGAGUCCUCCUUCAACAACAUAAGGAACUGGAUUCGGAAUAUCGAACAGCACGCUUCAGAUAAUGUUAACAAGAUCUUGGUUGGGAACAAGGCUGACAUGGACGAAAGCAAGAGGGCUGUACCUACUGCCAAAGGUCAGGCUCUUGCUGAUGAGUACGGAAUUAAGUUCUUCGAAACUGUAAGUUGUAUGUAUAUUUGCCUUGUUGAAGUUUUCUUCUCCAUAGGGAGAAACAUAAAACAGAGGCUUUCGGACACUGACUCCAGGGCUGAGCCUGCGACGAUCAAGAUAAGCCAAACAGACCAGGCAGCUGGAUCCGGGCAAGCCACACAGAAGUCUGCAUGUUGUGGAAGUUAAUAAAGUUUUGAAAUUGAAUUGAAAACAAAAAGAACUGAAGAUGUCGUGCUUGUGUAGUUUUCGUUUUUAUCCCAACAUUACAGGUUCGUUCUUAAUUGCCUUUCCCUAUUUGUACGAAGGUUUAAUCGAAACUAGUAUUCUUCUUUA